Molecule: messenger RNA, 939 nt
Organism: Chaetomium fimeti
Lineage: Eukaryota; Fungi; Ascomycota; Sordariomycetes; Sordariales; Chaetomiaceae
Exons: 3
Coding region: 155-817 (220 amino acids)
Source: RefSeq, a predicted model, not a curated record
CAGUGUGGCCUUGUCUUUCAUCCGUGUUUGCAUUUUUUUGUGCCCCGCGGAUUUUCUGUCGCAAAUUUCGAGCCGCUGUCAACCUCUCGCCACCUAUCGAUCGUCGUCAAGUUAGGUAGUUAUCCAAGUCGCCGAGCUCCAGUAAAACAUCAUCAUGGCUGGCCAAGGUCUCGUCGCCGUCGGCGUUCCGCCGCAGCCUCUCUGGCUCCUCUACAUUAAGAUUGCCGUCCUGGUCCUCUCCCUCAUCGUCCUGGCCCUCGCGGCCUAUUCGCUAUCCAUUUUGCCCUACGGCUUCGGCUCCGGCGCUGGCGGGUUGGAUAUCUUUGUUGCCGUUCUGAACUUCAUCGUUUACGGCGCUACCGGUGCCAUCGAGCUCUGGGCCCCCCAGCUCUUCUACCGCGUCGGCGCCCUCGUCGGCUACAUCCUCUCCGUCGUUUUCUGGCUUUCCGCCUGGGCUUGGUCGGCCAACAACGCAUCCGCUUGGAUGGCUUUGGCCAAUUUAGGGGCUGGGACUGAAUCAAUCGGCGGCGCCCUCGCUGGCUGUGCUGGUCUCGGCGCCAUUGCUUGGGUUCUCGUCAUUGUGCACCUCGCCUUCUUCAUCCGCGCCUGCGUCGUCGACGGCGCCGCCGGCUCUGGGCAGGCCGAGCUCGGCCAAGUCAAGCCCGAGCAGUACCAGCAGCCCUACCCUGCUCAGCAGCAACCCUAUCCUGCUCAGCAACCCUAUCCCGCCCAGCAGCCGUAUCCCGCCCAGGAACCGUACCCCGCUCAGCCCUAUGCUCAGCCGCAGCAGCAGCAGCAGCCGUACCCCCCUCAGUAAACGGCUGCUGGUUCGGGUGGUGUGUUUUUUACCUUGUUGAUGAGUGCAGCGGAUGCUUAAUGUGGGCGGGUUUGUCGGACGGCAAUGAGCGGGCGGCCGCAAUUGGUUUCGCGGCAUUUUGG